AUCAAUACAUUCAUAUUCUCCUGAUUUCCGAGAUCUCAAGGUAUUUUUCAACCAUUUUCAUAUUCACCGAUACCUGAGGUUGUAAAGGGGUUAUCCAUCUGCCGGUCCGGCAUACAAAUCCUGUCAAUUUAUGCACAUCAGUUUGGUCUGAAAAAUUUCAUCCAAUACUCAUCAAUUCUCCGCCCAAACAUGAACAGUUAUCCAUCUAAUGGAGGCAUUUCAAAGCCCCAGCCAAAGAAAAAGUCCCAGCUCAACACAUCUAGGUCUUCCGACAGAAGGCUCGCGGCUGGCAAGCAGCCCGCCGCCUUUCUUCACAACGCCCUCACAAACCAACCCAAACCGCUCCCGUAUCUGAUCCAGAGGCAAAACGGGCCGAGCGUUCCGCAAUAUACGCUUGCUACACCUACCUCGGACGUCCCGGAAAAGAUCAAGACCGUAAAACGAUCCGGCGGUGGUAAGACCUGGGAGGAUGCAUCGUUAAUGGAGUGGGACCCGAAGCACUUCCGGUUAUUUGUGGGAAACUUGGGGGUAGACGCAACCGACGAGCUUCUCGGGCGUGCAUUCAGCGCGUACCCUUCCUUGAGCAAGGUCAAAGUUCCGAUGGACCCAAAGUCACAGGCCAACAAGGGGUACGGGUUUGUGGCGUUUGCUGACUCUAGCGAUUAUUUAAAGGCGUUUAAGGAGAUGAACGGGAAGUAUGUGGGGCAGCGGCCAGUCCAAUUGAAGCGGGCUGAGACCGUGAUUAAGCCGGUUACCGUCAAGAGACAGGGGAACAAGAGACGAUAGUGAAUCAUUAAUGAGAUAAGGAAAAAGCGAGAAUCCAAUUUGACAUGGAUUGAAGCACUUGACAGCGGGGUCUAAUAUAUACCUGAAAAUUAGCAGUCUAUGAAUAGCCAAACAUAUGAUU
Babjeviella inositovora NRRL Y-12698 is the source of this 907-nucleotide messenger RNA. RefSeq lists its product as uncharacterized. The transcript has a single exon. NCBI's taxonomy places the organism in Eukaryota, Fungi, Ascomycota, Pichiomycetes, Serinales. The coding region runs from base 190 to 786 and encodes 198 amino acids. The record is from RefSeq and is a predicted model, not a curated record. Gene Ontology annotation, molecular function: mRNA binding.